AAAGCUUAUUGACCUUUUGGGAAGAGCCUUUUGCAUAUUCUGUGGUCCGUAAUACACGAUGGAAACUGUACAGUAAGUCACGGCCUCCCCUCAACAAGCGCACUUAAACCUCUCUCUGUCUUAGUUCUGUACACAGCCAAAGAAGGUAGAAGUGGAAGAAAGAGUACCUGGGGAGAGAAGAAGAACACUGUUCAUUUAAGAAUUUUGUGGAUGUUGGUAAGCAGUGAUCUGCAAAACCCAUCGGCGGCCUAGGAAACGAUGCCAAACCAGCUAUGGUUUGCACUGCUAAUGAUUUACAGGAGUGGAAAGACUUUCCGAAGGGACUUAGGGUGCUUCUGCUUGAUGGAGACAGCAGUUCUGCGGCUGAGAUAAGAUCAAAGCUUGAGGCAAUGGAUUACAUUGUUACUACAUUCUGCAAUGAGAAUGAAGCUUUGACAGCAAUUGUAAACAAGCCUGAAAGCUUUCAUGUUGCUAUCGUUGAGGUGGGUACAAGCGACAACCAUGGAAGCGUUAAGUUUCUUGAAACUGCAAAGGACGUGCCGACCAUUAUGACUUCAAACGUCCAUUGCCUGAGCACCAUGAUGAAGUGCAUAGCGCUUGGUGCAGUUGAGUUCCUGCGGAAGCCACUCUCUGAGGACAAACUCAGGAAUAUUUGGCAGCAUGUGGUUCAUAAGGCAUUCAAUGCUGGGGGUAGCAUCCUCUGUGAAUCACUAAAGCCUGUCAAAGAGUCUGUAGCGUCCAUGCUGCAGCUACCGCUGGAAAAUGGAGAAUUGAAUAAUAAAAUAUCAAGCGAAACCAAAAAUGGGUCUCUUGUUUAUGAAAAUGACCAUGAACACUCAGGAGGAAGUGACAAGUACCCAGCUCCUUCAACCCCACAAUUGAAACAGGGAGCAAGGUUACUUGAUGAUGGGGAUUGCCAAGAUCAAACUAACUGCUCAACAGAAAAGGAUAAUGGCGAACAAGAUGGUGAAUCUAAAUCUGUCGAAACUACUUGUGGUGAUUCAAUUGCUGAAGGCACUCUUCAGGAUGGCAAACCUCAAACACAACAUGAGUGUCUGAUCAAAGAGGAUGAGGAGUCUGCUGAUGGUUUUAAAAGUGACGGAAAGGUGUCUCCUCACCAACAUAAUAAAGACAAUCUUGGCAAUAUAAUUGGUGGUGGUGCUGAAAUCCCAAGUAAACCAUCUGGAUUUAAUUCUAGCGUGACUCGAGCUAAUCGGAAGAAGAUGAAGAUAGACUGGACACAAGAACUGCACAAAAAGUUUGUGCGGGCAGUUGAACAACUAGGUAUCGAUCAAGCCAUUCCCUCUCGGAUACUAGAGCUCAUGAAAGUGGAAGGUUUAACGAGGCAUAACGUAGCAAGCCAUCUCCAGAAAUACCGGAUGCACAAGAGACACAUCUUGCCCAAGGAAGAGGAACUGAGAUGGCCGCAUGCAAGGGAUGCAAUGCAAAGAAGUUAUUAUCCACAUAGACCAGUCAUGGCCAUCCCCUCAUAUCAUUCUAGUCACACGCUCUCCAUGCCUCCUGUUUAUCCAAUGUGGGGCCCGCCUGGUAGUAACUCAGCUGGAGUCCAGAUGUGGGGUACUGGUUAUCCUGCAUGGCAACCAACAGAUAAUUGGAAUUGGAAGCCUUAUCCAGGGAUGGCUGCUGAUGCUUGGGGCUGCCCUGUUAUGACACCUCCACACUGUGCAUAUCCUUCAUUCCCUCAAGACACUUCGGGGAUUCACCAUGCAGGUGCAGUUGAUAUUAGCCCUGGCAUGACACAAAAUUCUUUUGACCUAUAUCCGGCAGAUGAGGUGAUUGACAAGGUUGUUAAAGAGGCAAUCAGCAAACCAUGGCUACCCUUGCCCUUGGGCCUCAAGCCUCCCUCCACUGAGAGUGUACUAACAGAACUCUCCAGACAAGGCAUCUCCACCAUCCCUCCUCACAUCAACGGCUCUCAUCCCUUCUGACGUGGCAACGUGUCACCGUAAUCUAGAUGGCCCUCGUCUGUCAGCAGAUUUUCUCAAAAAAAAAAAAAAAUAUAUAUAUAACAGGCAGCAGAGACCCGACUGGUUGGGACCACCUGCCUAUUUUGGUCUUAUCUCCACAGGCUGAUCCUCAGGUGGCCCCACUCCCUACACAGAACAACAGAUCACGUACGUAGACACAAAGAAAAAAGGACACAAAGGAGAAAACGACACUGACUGCAUCCAUCUCUGCACUGAAGAGGGUCAUUUACGACGGGCUCUCUCUCUACUUGAGCGGUCGAGGGCAGGCCACGUUUGUGAGUCUGUGACCGCAUGUGAGAACUUGUGGUGGUUUGCAAUUGUAGGCUAAUAAGAGUCGCUGACAGAGAACGUGAGGUGGGGUGCAGUCAUGACUUUCUGAUCUGAAAAUUUACAAUGUUUAUCUGUUUUGAGGGAUGAUGACGAUGGAUGGGAGGGGUCUUUUCAAGUUUCCGGUCUUGUUGGGCUGUUGGGGCCAUCCAAUGGGGUUGCUCUCUUAAUAAUGGAGGGAGGUGGGUGGGGGAGUACUGCAUAAAUAUAUAUUCUUGUUUGAGUUGGGACUCUUGUGAAUAAAGUUGACCUCGGUUUUCAGUGGA
Molecule: messenger RNA, 2581 nt
Organism: Juglans regia (Persian walnut)
Lineage: Eukaryota; Viridiplantae; Streptophyta; Magnoliopsida; Fagales; Juglandaceae
Product: two-component response regulator-like APRR2
Exons: 12
Coding region: 273-1949 (558 amino acids)
Biological process (GO): positive regulation of DNA-templated transcription; phosphorelay signal transduction system
Cellular component (GO): nucleus
Molecular function (GO): DNA-binding transcription factor activity; transcription cis-regulatory region binding
Source: RefSeq, a predicted model, not a curated record